AUGCCUGAUAUGAAUGUCAUUUAUAAAGCAGGUCGAGGAAGAAUUCGAAAACAAAAUGAUCCAAUUACCAUGGAGCAUCACUACAGGAUUGAUGUGUUUUUGGCAACUGUUGAUUCUCAAAUACUUGAAAUGAAGAAUAGGUUUAAGGAAGAUGUAAUAGAGUUGCUUAUUCUUAGUCCAGCAUUGCACCCCAAAGAUAAUUUUCAGGCUUUCAAUAUUGAACAAAUUUGUCAACUUGCAAACAAGUUUUAUUCAGCUGACUUCACAGAUCAAGAGAAGUUACACUUAAGAACUCAAUUAGAGCUUUUCCAGAUUGAGUUUUCCUAUAAUUCUCAGCUCCAAAAUUUGUCAUCACUUCAGGAGUUGUGCCAAGUGUUAGCAAAGACAAGAAAGUCAAUGUGCUAUACUCUUAUUGAUAGAUUGAUUCGUCUUAUUUUGACUCUUCCUGUUUCAACAGCUACAACAGAGCGUGCAUUUUCUGCUAUGAAAAUCAUCAAGACUUGUUUGUGUUCUAGGAUGGAGGAAGACUUUCUUGCUAACUCUAUGAUAAUGUAUAUUGAGAAAGAAAUUGCUAGAACUUUUGAUAUAAAUUCAAUCAUUGAUGACUUUGAUAAAAUUAAAAGUUGUCGUGCACAAUUUCAUAUGUCCCACACAGUCAAAUAG
Coffea arabica (coffee) is the source of this 663-nucleotide messenger RNA. RefSeq lists its product as uncharacterized. The record is from RefSeq and is a predicted model, not a curated record. NCBI's taxonomy places the organism in Eukaryota, Viridiplantae, Streptophyta, Magnoliopsida, Gentianales, Rubiaceae. Gene Ontology annotation, molecular function: protein dimerization activity.